GUAACAAAAAUCCCACACCAGCAAGGACAAGGGAAUAAUAUAUUUUAUCAUAUUUGUCAACCGGAGGGGAAAGAUGACUAAACCCAUUAGUAAAACGGAAAUCGUUUGUACCCCUGGCUUUUCCCAAUUGAAUAUAUCCUCUGCUUAAAUUUUCAUCCAUAUUUGAAGCUAGAAAAUUUGUAUAAGGGUAACUGCUUUAUAUCUUAUUGAUGUACAAAAAAAAUGUUUCCGUUUCAGAAUUAGGUUUAUGUCUAUACUUUUUAUUCAACAUAUUAUAUUUAAAUCAAAAUCAUUAAAAUAACAAAACUAAUUUUAAAUUAAUUUUUCGUAACAUAAUAUUUAUAAAACACAGUAAGUCCUCUUCAAAACGAAAUACGCAUGUCUUUCAUUCUGUCAUCGAUUUCUGCGCUGGGAGCCCCGUUUGAAGGGGUGACUUCCCGGUAAAAUUUGUUUGAUUUGAUGUAAAUAUUCUCUGUAACAUAUUAUUUUAUUAUAAAGUGGAUUUUGGGACUAUUUAAAUAUAAUAUGAUAAUAUUUGUAACAAAAAACAAUUAUAAGGUUUGAAAUAUAAAUUAUAUUCGAAUUCACCAUGAAUGAAGUAGGUUCAUGGGAAGUUGGUAAUGUAAAAUAUAAUUUACAAGAUUGAUUUUCUAUGAAUAAUAAUAAUAAAUUAUACAUUUUGAAUUUUUUUAUUAUGAUAAGAUUCACAUACUUUUUCUUUUGUUUAAAAAAAACGGAUUAGUACUACUGACAGCGGAUGUCAUUUAUCAAGGCCUCAGAUGAUUCAAGCUCAGCUGAUAAGGUGUAGUGUUGUGCAAUACUGGAGAUUUUGAUAUUCAAAUUUUUACUGAUAUCGUAUUGUGGCCAUAAGAAUGUCACUUAAUACGGCACAUAUCAACGGGGGUGUAUUAAUACAUGCAGGAGAAUGUAUUCUACUGUUUUCUGAAGAUGUGUCUAUGGAGUUUUCUGGACAAGAUAGUGCUGUUUUCAAAGGUAACAAAACUGGAAGACUUUAUCUUACUACCCAUCGCAUGAUUUUUAACAAUGCAGAACAGGCUGAUCCCAUGAUUUCUUUCAGUUUUCCAUUCAUAACAUUGAGUGAUGUUGAAUUGGAACAACCAGUUUUUGGUGCAAAUUACAUUAAAGGAAAAGUCAGAGCUCAACCUAAUGGUAAUUGGGUUGGAGAAGCUAAGUUUAAAUUAGUUUUCAAGAAAGGUGGAGCUAUUGAUUUUGCUCAAGCUAUGCUGAAAGCAGCAAGCAUGGCUUCAAGAAAUGCUAAUAGCGAUGCGCCUCCACCAUACACUCCUCCUGGACAGUGGUACCAAGCUCCUCCGCCUGCAUAUGCUCCUGAUCCUACAGGCUAUUAUGGCUGGGUACCUCCGGUCAAUGUUUUUUCUAUGCAACCACCUGCUAAUUCUGUCUACAUGACAGACAUGCCUCCACCUUACCCUGGAAUCAACUCUAGCAAUGGAUAUGUUAAUCCUCCUCCUAUGCAACAGGCUGCUGGAUUUACUCAACCGAACUCCAGAGGUGAUGCAAAAGCUACAGAGGCAGCUCAGAGUGCUUACUUUGAUCCCACUAAUCCACACAAUGCUUACGUUCCCCCGCCCGCUUAUUAUGAACCACCACCUGCAUAUCAUGAAGCGAAUAAAAAGAAUCAGUAAUAACCAAUAAAUGUUUUAUUUUGCAAUUAAUUAUGUGCUGCAGAUAAUUAAAUGAAAUGGCAUGUGUUAAUUUUUUUUUCAUGUGAUAUGUGUCAAGUACUUUUAAACUUGCGCAUUUUGUUUGUUAUAAAAAGGGGAGAUGAUUAUGUGGGAAGGAGUAUAUAAAAUACAAUGCCAUUUUAAUUUAAUUUUGAUUCAAUAUUAAAAGAAAAAAAAAAAUUCUUAUUGGUAAAGGUGAUGAAAAUAAACUAUUAAGUUUUUAUUGCUAAAGCAAAUUUCGUUAAGUUAUCUUAUAUAGCAGUUUAUCUUACUGGAUUUUAUUUUAUUUUUUGUCCUAUGACAAUUCAUUUUGAAACCAAACAAUUCCAACCAUUGUUCAUUUAACUAUUUUAUUUUUCGUUUAACUGGUGUUAUGUAUGACGAUUGCUCACAGCUGUAGAUACCUAAAUUAUUAAUAAAUCUCAAGAAAAUAUUUUUGUUUUCAAGAAAAUAUAGAUUAAUUUAAGUAUAUAGCAAAUUUAAUACAAGUGAUAAUCAUAAUAAUUACGCAAGUUAAAAAAUAAAUUUAUCCUGGUAGUGUGAUAAGUAAUAAAUUAAAAUAAUGAGCAAAGAAGUAAUCUCAAUCACAUGAUUUUGGAAAUAGUACAGAAUUCAUGAAAAUGAAAACAUUUUUACUUUUAAAAAAUUAAUUUAUAAACCUGCUUGGUCCACUCUUUUAUCAAGAUGAUAUACUGAAUCAUAUAACAAAUAAUAUUGAUCUGAUUUGCCUCAAAAUCCACUAUGUAAAUUGGUUCAAAUUCAAAUUAUAAAUAAAACAGGUGCUGCAAUCCUAUUGUCACUUCUUUAAAUUGAGCCAGUUUUGAAACCUGUCUCCUUGUUUAAUGUUUAUUUUAUUUGUUUACUCUUCAUAUUAUCAAAUUUAUGGUAUCUACUUUUAAAAUAUAUUUCAAGAAAAAUAAUAAAUAUUUUGCUAAGUUAUAUUUUGUUGGCUUUUAAUUAGAGAUUAUUCUUUGUAUACAAAUAAAAACAUUUGCUUGGUUAUUGGAUAUAAAUGCACAAUAUAAAUAUAUUUAUAAGUUAGUAGAUGGAAUAUAACUUAGCCAUUGUAAAGGAAUUGAGAAUAAUUGAUCUUAUAUUUAGCUUAUUUAUCUAUGUUAUAAGGGUUGGCUGCAUGUUACUAAAAAGCUAAGAAUUUAAUUCAGUGCAGUAUAUAUAAUCCAGUGAAGUAAAAUAUUCUGUAUUUCACCUUUCAAUAUCAGGUGAGCUCUGUGACUUUGUAUAAUUUGUAAUCAUAGGAACCAAUCAUUCCAAUGUGUAGUAAUUUAUUUCUAGUCAUUUCAGUACUUUUCUUCAUUUGCGGUGUGUGACAGUUUUACCACAUAUAUACAUACAUAUGCCAUCAAUAUUCAUUGUUUCUUCUUAAAUAAAACAAAUUUAUUGUUAUUAACUAUUAUUAUUGUUACGUUAAAGUUUAUUGUUUUAGUGGUAUUGCUGUAAAUUUUAACUGUAAAAUAAAAUUAUAUAUUUUAAUUACUGGUAAAGUAUUUACCAUUUAUUAAACCUUAUACUACUUUAA
This is a messenger RNA of Nezara viridula (southern green stink bug), 3240 nucleotides long. NCBI's taxonomy places the organism in Eukaryota, Metazoa, Arthropoda, Insecta, Hemiptera, Pentatomidae. The record is from the annotation of a GenBank genome assembly.